Molecule: messenger RNA, 957 nt
Organism: Chenopodium quinoa (quinoa)
Lineage: Eukaryota; Viridiplantae; Streptophyta; Magnoliopsida; Caryophyllales; Amaranthaceae
Exons: 4
Coding region: 1-957 (318 amino acids)
Source: RefSeq, a predicted model, not a curated record
AUGCAAGAGCAUGAUCCUGCAAUAGUUCCUCCGAAUGUUGCUGAGUUGUCUAGGAAAAAAGAUGAAGGUUUUGAGCUUGGAGUGCAAAAAAAGAAGAACUUCAUUGCUUCAAUUUUUGAUGGAGAUGGGGUUUGGUGUGAUGAUGAAGAGAAAAUUGAACAGAUAAUCCAGAGACAUUUCAACUCUUUAUUCACUUCUUCCCAUCCUGAUGACAGUAUGAUUGAUGAGGUUCUUGGCUCUGUGUCUGCUCAGAUUUUUGAAGAUAAUAAUAGGGAAGUUAUGAGGCUAUUUACAAAGGCGGAGGUUCUCGAGGCUCUAAAACAAAUGCACCCUUACAAAGCUCCCAGGCCGGAUGGUAUGCAUGCAAUUUUUUACCAACGUUUUUGGCACAUUGUCGGUGAUGAGAUUACUAGGCUAAAAAAUAUUCUCCCUAGUACUGUGUCAAAAAAUCAAAGGGCCUUUGUCCCGGGUCGCUUGAUUACUGAUAAUGCUAUAAUUGCUCUGGAAUUAUUUCAUACUAAGAAGAAUAGAAGUAAGGGGAGAAAAGGACCAUUGGCUAUGAAACUCGAUAUGAGCAAGACUUAUGAUAGGGCGGAAUGGGGCUUUCUACGGAAAUUAUUGCUCACUAUGGGGUUUGACGGAAGAUGGGUGAAUUUAGUAAUGGAGUGUGUUACAACUGUUUCUUACUCCUUCGUUAUUAACGAAGGUAUCUGUGGCUUGGUCACUCCUACCAGAGGUCUCGGACAUGGAGAUCCCUUCUCCCCAUAUCUUUUUAUUCUGGUUGCUGAUGUGUUUUCUAGUAUGAUGCAAAAUAAGGUACAGGAUAGGAGCCUUCAUGGGGCUAAGGCUAGUCGCAACGGGAUGGAAAUUUCUCAUCUUCUUUUUACAGAUGACAACUUACUCUUUACAAGGGCUACUAAACAUGGAUGUCAAAUUUUAGUUGAUAUUUUCAACUAG